AUUUGUUCGUUAUCAGUGGACAACUAAAUUCUCGUGUUUUGCAACAUUCUUCCUAGGAAUCAGUGUAGCAAUUGGUGUAAUUUUCUAUUUUAAACCAAUCAACGAACAGUUACAAAGUCAGUCUAGCUUUAAUAAAUUUCGAUCCCAAAGUAAGGUGUUUUCUCCAAUACCAUUUGACUUGCAUCCCCAUGAAGAUGACCACAGUGAAGUAAUUGACUUGACGAUACGGAAAACCGAUAUUGAUAAAACUUCAACAGUUGUAGAAGCGCUGAGCUCGCUGCAGGUUGCUUUGGAAAUGAAGAAGUCUGGCAAACUUGAGAAGGCACUGAAGCUGUUCGAGCAUGCUAUAGCUCUUUCACCCAACCAUCCUGAUGUUUUGAAUCAUUAUGGAGAAUUUGUGGAGGAAACAAAUAAGGAUAUUAUUCAUGCUGAUCAACUAUACUUCAAGGCAUUAACACACUGCCCAGACCAUAGUCGAGCGUUGGCUAACAGAGAGAGAGUCGCUCACAGCGUUGAGGAAUUGGAUCGGGCAAAUUUGAAGCGAAUCGACGAGAAGCGUGACUCGGUCGCUAAUAUUCCUGACAACAACGCUGCCUUGCGGCGUGCCAAAAAAGAAGCUUACUUCCAGCACAUCUAUCACACAGUCGGCAUAGAAGGCAACACAAUGACUCUAUCUCAGACUCGUUCGAUUGUUGAAACAAGAAUAGCAGUGGGAGGCAAAAGUAUUGCUGAGCACAAUGAGAUUCUCGGUUUGGAUGCUGCUCUCAAAUACAUUAACUCAACUCUCAUAAACAGGUUGGGUGACAUCAGCGUCGACGACAUCUUGGAGAUCCACAAGCGGGUGCUGGGCUUCGUGGACCCGAUGGAGAGCGGCGUGUUCCGGCGCACGCAGGUGUUCGUGGGCGGUCACGUGCCGCCGCGCCCGCAGCGCAUCUCGCCGCUGAUGGCCGAGUUCGCCGAUUGGCUCAAUUCGGCGGCCGCCCUGCGGCUCCACCCGGUCCGCUACGCCGCACUCGCCCACUACAAGCUCGUGCACAUCCAUCCCUUCAACGACGGCAACGGUCGCACCUCGCGCCUCCUCAUGAACAUGAUCCUCAUGCAGGCCGGCUUCCCGCCCGUCAUCAUCAUGAAGCAGGACCGGCAGAGGUACUACAGAGUAUUGGAACUGGCAAAUGGCGGUGACGUGCGCCCAUUCAUGCGAUUCAUUGCCGAGUGCACCGAGAAGACUCUCGACCUCUUCCUGUGGGCAACGGCCGAGUUUGCGCAUGAAGUGCCCGCCCUCUCGCACAACCCCCACAACAUCAUUAUUGACGACUAAUUGCAGUCACCGUUUUAUUGAUGACUAAUUGUAGUCAACGUUUUAUCGACGACUAGUAGUUUUAUUUUAUCAACACUAUUGUGUUGACGUCUUUCAAGUUUUAUCGAGAAAAUGUUUUUUCAAUUCUGUUGAGUUGAGGGUCUUUUGAUUUUCAUGUUGUGAUACCGCUCCUUAAUCGCAUAUAUUAUGUACCUGAUCUACUUUAAGCUUGGUUUAUCUUUAUAUUAAAGAUAAAUAUUGUUUGAUAAUAUAUUGACACUUGAUCAACCAAACUAAUAUUACAGUAUCAUUUGUUUCGGUUAGUUGAAACAAGAGAGUUAAGUAUUGAUGUUUAUUAUUCACGUUAGAGUUUCUGUAAAGGAUUUUAUACAGAGAUGAAAUGAAGAGUUUAAGAUGUGUCUAAUGAGAGGUGUGUAAAUCUAUUCAAUUGAUUUUAUUUAACCGAUUUAGUCUAAAUCUACAAUUUCUAAUGAAAGUGUAAAAUGAGAGGUGUGUCGUAAAAUGAUGUUUUAUAGAUUUUGAUGUUUAGUGCAGAGUUGAAAGCAGUAUUUUAUGUAUUGUAGGAUGAUGCAAGCGUUUUACUUAUGUGAGUGAGUAAUGAGAUGAGAUUAUGACCAAUGAACUACCAAGAGCUUGGUAGGAUUUGAACCCAUGACUCAGUUCUUUGACUUCAGUUUAUCGAGAUUAAAAAAACUAUGUCGCUUAAUCGACUGAGCUAUUGUAGUACGGUACACAAAUAUGUGGUGUUUUACUUACCGGAACUUUUUCUAUAAGGAAUAUAUUAAAUAGAUACUAAAAGACAGAAAAUGGUUUUAUUUUAUGUCUAGGAAUGCCAGUUUCAUCUAUUUCGACUCACAUGUGAAAUUGAAUGAGACACUAUGAGUAGCCUAAGGUAUAUUAAAAUUGACCAUUUUGGGAAAGUCAGUUUUCAGUUAUAAAAUAUUUUAUAUUUAUAAUUGCAUAGGUAUGUUUAUAAAAAAUGCGAUUUUAUUGAAAACUUUAUACAGUAUUUGUGUGUUAAACUGUAUAUAGUUUGAAAUUAUUUUUUGGUGAAAUCGAUAACUUUAGCCAAAGAUCUGUAACAUAACGAUAAUGGUUUCAAUUUCGUCAUCUACUAUGUAAAACUACAGAAUAAUAAUGAUGAUACAGUAUUAUGAUCAACCUAUCAACACAAUUAAGCUGGAUUCCCGCAUAUCAGUGAACAUAUUCUUCCCAUAAGAUCUAACGGGUCUAUUCCUAUUAAGACGAGUGGAAAUAGUUCCAUUACAACUCAUGAAAAUAAUAUUUUCACUGAGCACUGAUUUGACAACUUUGUUAGGUUAAGAAUUGCAACAAAUACCCUUCAGCUCUAAUAGAAGUCUUCUCGGAUUUAUUGAAAUUCGUUGAACUCAUUGCAUUUUUGGAUGAAAUUCAAUUCUUU
Molecule: messenger RNA, 2738 nt
Organism: Nilaparvata lugens (brown planthopper)
Lineage: Eukaryota; Metazoa; Arthropoda; Insecta; Hemiptera; Delphacidae
Gene: Fic
Product: protein adenylyltransferase Fic
Exons: 6
Coding region: 296-1318 (340 amino acids)
Molecular function (GO): protein binding
Source: RefSeq, a predicted model, not a curated record